AUGGAGAACGGAAAAAAUUGCCAUUGUCGACCACCAAGGCCAGUGGUAGAAAGAACAGCUUGGACAAACAAAAAUUCUGAGCGAAGAUUCAGAACAUGCAACAAGUAUCGGAUUCAUGGUGGGUGUAAUUUCUUUGAAUGGAUAGACCCUCCAAUGUGCCAUCGAGCAAAGGUGGUCAUCCCUGGACGACUAAGAAAAAUUGGUGACCUUGAAACUGAAAUCACAUCCCUAAGUACGACAACUGACAUUGGAAGUCAUCGGCAAUGCAGUGGUUCUUCAAAUGGAUUUGAGACACAAUCUCACAACCUUCAAAAUGUUGGAAGAGAAAGUUGUGCUGAAAGCAGGGGUAGAGUAAAUGAUGGAGGUCGAAUGCAGUGUUACUACUUUUUGAAUACUAUGUAUUUUGCUUAUUGA
Humulus lupulus (European hop) is the source of this 414-nucleotide messenger RNA. RefSeq lists its product as uncharacterized. The transcript has 3 exons. The coding region runs from base 1 to 414 and encodes 137 amino acids. NCBI's taxonomy places the organism in Eukaryota, Viridiplantae, Streptophyta, Magnoliopsida, Rosales, Cannabaceae. Gene Ontology annotation, molecular function: zinc ion binding. The record is from RefSeq and is a predicted model, not a curated record.